This is a messenger RNA of Prunus armeniaca (apricot), 252 nucleotides long. NCBI's taxonomy places the organism in Eukaryota, Viridiplantae, Streptophyta, Magnoliopsida, Rosales, Rosaceae. The record is from the annotation of a GenBank genome assembly.
AUGGCGGAUUUGGAUGCACGCCUGGUGGGGAGUCUCAUGCAGGUCAAAGACACUGAAAAUGGAGGAAUUUCUAACAGACCAGAUGAUGCUGUUGAUGUCUACCACUCAUACUUUGGUGUAGCUGUUGUAACCAGUCUGGAUCAUCAUGAUCAAUGCAUGGUUGGAGCUUUCGAGUUUCCAACUUCAUCCCGAAGGGUUGCAACUUGCAAGGAUCUGCUUAUGAAGGGAAUAAAAUGCCAAAAUGAUAUUUAA